UGACCUUCAUCCCUGUUGGUAAUUAACUGAAUCAGUUUCAUUUCCUAGGGAAAGAAACAAAUUGAUUCCCCAUCCUAACUGUGCAGCACUGUUCUGCGAGCUUUGUAUCAGCAGGGGUUUACAGCAUGUUUACAUAGGUUGUGUUCUUUCAGCAGCUAUUUAUAUUUUUGGCACAACUGCCUUUCAUCUACACAUAAAUUUUCUUUUUUGUUUCCUUUUUGCUUUAUCUUGUAAAUUAUUCUGUUGUUUUUUAAUCUUUCUUGGAAGCAAGAUUUAUCUUGGAAUGCACUGAACUGUCACAUUGUUAAAGUGGACAAAUUCUAGCUAUCUUCAGAGAGUUCCCCUCCUGCAAGGAACAUAAAAUCCAUAGCUUUCAAUAUGGAUCGGGCAGCCUGUUCCUACUAUUUCAUGGCUAGAGAUGGUCUGAAGUGGCUUUACUGACCCAAAAUAUUUGUUGAAAAGUACUUGGAUUCCAUUUCUGUGCCUCUGGGUUUCAAAGCUUAUGGGAACCCACUGCUCUGCCUGAGGACCAGAGAGUCCACUGCGCUGGUCAUCCGGGCCCCUCGUGUUCAGCUCUGGGGCAGCUCUUCUGCUGUGCUGGUGUGCUUGGGCUGCUUAAGGAAUAUGGGACAGGAAUGCCAUCCCUGUAGUCUGAUUGCCUAAUCACAUAAAAUGGACAACAUCCUGUGCUGACAGCCCCUGGAGUGUAGACCAUAGACACCUGAAAUCCUGAAACUAUCAUCACAGCUUUGCUUUCAGUGUAGGAAAUCUGCAAAUGAUGAGAAUCUGGCCAGCUCAAUUUGUCUAUGCUGGGAAAGGUGGGAGUCUCAAUGACUGUAGUCCCUCCACUUGCUCAGCCUCUUUAUGCUGGUAGAAGAGAGAACAUACUGAUAAAAUGAUACUACUAAUCAAUCCUAAUCAAUGCUUCAGAGGGAUCCUCACUCUAUUACAACAAAGCCAAUGUUGAAUCAGCCCAAAAGUGCCUGUCUUGGGUUUUGCACAAAGUCAACUAAAUAUGUGUACUCUCCUUUUAAAGGCAGGACCAUAUUCCAGCUUGCAGAAAAGUAUCCCAAGUCUCGUUCAUGCUACCGGAGUGUGAAUUGCAUGUAGCACUACCAGGCAGUUGUCAGUCUGCUCCGUUUCUACUCACAUGGGAGCUGCUGGGCUGCCCUAUGCCAUUAGCCCCUGUAGCAGAGAGGAGGCAGCUGUAGGAGCAGCAAAGAGAAAGCUUUCUGCAGGCUGGAGGUUUUGCCCCCCUCCCCCACAGUCAAGGUUUUUACAGCUGCUCCCAUAGUCACCACAGAGAGAAAGAUAUAUACACUCAUAUACCAACCCACAACAAACCCACACAGGCAGAGCUGAGAAGCUCUCACCAGGAAGCUGACUUACGCUAAACCUCUCCACUCUUUCUCGUCACACUGCAUCUGGGUCUGCUGUCAGUGCUGCCUCCAGAUGAACUAGACCCAGUUGCCAGGACUAAUUUGGCCUGAAUGUGCAGUGGUCUCUGGUUACUUCUUGAGGUUUUGGGUUUUUUUGUCCUUUCAAGAAUAUAAUUGUUCUAAUCUGCUAAAAAAAAGUCCAUCUGAAAAAGCCAAGAACACAGAACGCCACUCUUCUUUUUUUCUUCCCCUGUCUCGUCUAGAAUACUUGACUUCCGUAACGUUUAUUUUCAACAGCCACUUUCAGCUUCCUGUCUCUGCAGUGUUUCCACCUGUGGAUGGGGCAGAAGUGCAGCUGUGGCAUCUUGUGGAGGCCAGCUUUAGCAUGGGAUUUAUCCUGAAGAAAAUACUUGCAGAAGAAAAAGAAACGUCGUUUGACUCACUGAAGAUUUAAAACCGACAGCACCACAGAGCCAUGUGGGACAAAAGGGGAUUUUAGUCUCAAGUGGCAGAAUCAAGUCAUAAGAAGUAAAGAGAUUUGGAUGGUUUCUCACUAAAUGGAAGUUAUCUAGAAAGCCUCUGAGACCACUGCAUCUCUCCAUCCCACUCCUGCUGCACGGAGACGGCACUCUUGGCUUUGGACGUUAAUAAAAUGCUGGAUUCAGUCAAAUGUGUCCUGGUGGGAGACUCUGCGGUUGGGAAAACAUCUCUUUUGGUACGUUUCACCUCUGAGAUGUUUCCAGAUGACUACAGACCCACCGUAUAUGAAAAUACUGGAGUGGAUGUCUUCAUGGAUGGUGUGCAGAUUAGCUUAGGCCUUUGGGACACAUCUGGCAGUGAUGCCUUCAAAGGCAUUCGCCCCCUUUCAUACCAACAGGCAGAUGUGGUAUUAAUGUGCUACUCGGUGGCAAACCAUAGUUCCUUUCUGAACCUGAGGAACAAAUGGAUCGGCGAGAUCCGCAGCCAUUUGCCCCGCAUCCCCGUUUUGGUGGUGGCCACUCAGACUGACCAGCGUGACACGGGUCCGUACCGUUCCUCCUGCAUCAGCCCGAUAGAUGGGAAGCGGCUCGCCCAGGAUGUGCGAGCCAAAGGCUAUUUGGAGUGCUCUGCCCUCAGCAACCGAGGGGUGCAGCAGGUGUUUGAGUAUGCUGUGAGGACAGCAGUCAAUCAAGACAAAAGGCGGAACAGGCGGAAGCUCUUCUCCAUUAACGAGUGCAAAAUCUUUUGAGGACUCUCAGCGGUGUUUUUGCUCAUGUUCGUUCUUUCUGUUUUCACACAAAGAUACUGCAGCAGAGAGAAUGGGAGGUGAAUCAAAGGAGGGCUCUUGGCAGGACCACAGCGCAGGUGCCUCAUGAGACAGAUGUGCUCUCUAUCUGAUUCUCUCCUCCCAAACACACAUGGGCACUACCUUGAAAAACAAAAGGUGCAAGUUCCUGCCCUUAUUCCCAAGCCUGUGUUUGGACUUUGCUAGCCUGGACUGGAGCAGGCCUAGCCUGGAGAUCUGCAGAUAACAGCUGUGCUGAUUUUGUUGUUGUUUCUGUUGAUGUUCCUCAGUUGAUGGUUUGUCUGCAUCUGCGUUUAUUUAAUGAUGAACUUCUGCCUGGAUCAACCCCUACCUCUGUCCACGUGGAUUUUUUUCUUUAAGAACUUGGUAUAUAAAAUCUGACCACUGUGUAUUCUA
Molecule: messenger RNA, 3060 nt
Organism: Pseudopipra pipra
Lineage: Eukaryota; Metazoa; Chordata; Aves; Passeriformes; Pipridae
Gene: RHOH
Product: ras homolog family member H
Exons: 3
Coding region: 2032-2607 (191 amino acids)
Biological process (GO): small GTPase-mediated signal transduction; engulfment of apoptotic cell; motor neuron axon guidance
Cellular component (GO): cytoplasmic vesicle; cell projection; cytoskeleton
Molecular function (GO): protein kinase binding; GTPase activity; GTP binding
Source: RefSeq, a predicted model, not a curated record